AACGCUUAAGAUAUCUGAACGAGACGGCUAAAGAGAAAAGUCAAAAGAAAAGUAAAAUCGAAAACUUUCCUUUUAUUCAACUACACCCAAGAACUACAAAAGUAGAAAAUUAACGACAAUAGUAGUUGUGUGCGGUAAACCGGGUGUGAACUAUUGAGUAAAGUGCCAACGUAAUGCCCUUGUUUGGAAAAUCACAAAAGACCCCCGUCGAAUUAGUGCGGUCACUUAAGGAGGCAAUCAAUGCGCUCGAAACGGGUGGUGAUCGAAAAGCUGAAAAAGCACAAGAAGAUGUUAGCAAAAACCUUGUUUCGAUAAAAAAUAUGCUAUAUGGCAGUAGUGACUCAGAACCACCAGCUGAGUACGUCGUUGCCCAGUUGUCGCAAGAGCUUUACAAUAGUAAUCUACUAUUGCUGCUCAUACAGAAUCUGCAUCGCAUCGAUUUUGAAGGUAAAAAGCACGUAGCGCUUAUAUUCAAUAAUGUGCUUAGGAGACAGAUUAGUACACGUUCACCUACAGUGGAGUAUAUCUGUACUAAGCCGGAAAUCCUGUUUACGUUAAUGGCCGGCUAUGAAGAUGCACAUCCAGAAAUCGCACUAAACUCCGGUACGAUGUUGCGAGAGUGUGCUCGAUAUGAGGCACUUGCUAAGAUAAUGCUACACUCAGAUGAGUUCUUCAAGUUCUUCCGCUAUGUCGAGGUGUCUACCUUCGAUAUUGCCUCAGAUGCGUUCUCAACUUUCAAAGAAUUGUUGACACGCCACAAGUUGCUGUGCGCUGAAUUCCUCGAGGCCAACUAUGACAAGUUCUUCACGCAGCACUAUCAACGGUUGUUAAACUCAGAAAACUAUGUGACUAGGCGGCAAAGUCUGAAGUUAUUAGGGGAACUAUUACUUGAUCGGCACAAUUUCACCGUGAUGACCCGUUAUAUAUCGGAGCCGGAGAACCUAAAGCUAAUGAUGAAUAUGUUGAAAGAAAAGUCCCGUAAUAUACAAUUCGAGGCCUUCCACGUCUUCAAAGUAUUUGUAGCAAAUCCGAAUAAGCCGAAACCUAUACUAGAUAUCUUGCUGCGCAACCAAUCGAAAUUGGUUGAUUUUCUGACCAAUUUCCAUACGGAUCGUUCCGAAGAUGAACAAUUCAACGAUGAAAAGGCAUAUCUGAUUAAACAGAUAAAGGAGCUGAAGCCGCUGCCUGAGGUUUAGUAGCAUAGAAGUUAUCGAGGAUGAGUCGUCAACCAGCAUGUACAGCACCAAGAAAAUCAGCUACAACACAAUUUCCAACGACCUCAGCAAACCCAAAGCUGCUAUCACCCUCACCGCCAUUUUCGGUGCUACCAACUCCAUCCGUUCUGCCAGUAUUCAAAGUUCAGGUAUUAGCGGGUACUGAAAUCUAGCUUUUAACUACUUUUCAGAACAUGCAAAUACAUGCAGUGGUUGAUAUCUAUAGGCAGUCGGCUUAUGUGUCGCUUAGAUGGAUGAUGAAUGAUUGAUUGUAUAGCAGCAUCAGUUGUAAUCUAGCAAUUUUUAAUUAUUAGUCAAAGAGUUGAAUUUAACGCGAAGACAACAGAAAUAGGGGGGCGUUAAAAACAACUAAAUACAAAUUUAAGCAUAAUUGCAACAUAAAGCAACAGUAAAUUUUGAAAACUAAAAUCAAUAUUUUUUAUAUAUACUUUUAUUUUUAAAAUUAUGAAUCGAGAAAUUUGUUUAAAGAUAUGCAAAAACAAUAACCAAAACUAACUGCGGCAUUUGAGAGCGAUAAUAAUAUGGGUUAUUAAUAUUUCAAGGAUAAUUUAUUGGAAAUCCGCUGCCAAGGUCACGUUACUGUCUUGCCUUUAGAAAAGUUGGUGGCGUAACAAAGUACUUUUAAAUGCCGAUUAAAGGAAUUGGAAAUACAAUAGCGUGCUGAGUGCGGAAUAUUGGGUUCAUUUGAAGCAACAAAAUUAAAGGUGGACAAAAGCAAACUAAAUUAAUUCAAAUUACUAAAUAGGAUAAUGAUAAAAACACUAUACGACUUACAUACAUACAUAUGUGAAGGCAACUUUCCAAUGCGGCUUACAAUUGACAGUUCUGUUCUUGUUCUUUGUCGUUAUUUUGUAUGUAUGUUUAUUUUACUAUGUUUAGGAAUGCAAUUCAAAUAAAACUAGUUAUAAACUGCGAAAAAUGCGAAAUUCUAUAAAUGCCUUCUUUUAAAAUUGGAGAAGAGGAGUUAAUUAGAGUAAACGAAUUUUUGCCUUCUAAUAACAUAAUCAAAUGCAUUAUACAAGCAAAAAUUCAAAGACACGACACACAUAUUCAUGCAAAUACCAUAUACAACAACGUACAUACAUAGGUACGAGCAUAAAGAUAUGAAUAAAGUAUAAAAUAAUUACAACAUUA
Messenger RNA from Anastrepha obliqua, 2369 nucleotides. It is a transcript of the gene Mo25, whose product is annotated as protein Mo25. Bases 174 to 1196 code for a protein of 340 amino acids. Gene Ontology annotation, molecular function: protein serine/threonine kinase activator activity. The transcript has a single exon. Gene Ontology annotation, biological process: intracellular signal transduction. The record is from RefSeq and is a predicted model, not a curated record. NCBI's taxonomy places the organism in Eukaryota, Metazoa, Arthropoda, Insecta, Diptera, Tephritidae.